Sclerotinia trifoliorum is the source of this 2144-nucleotide messenger RNA. The record is from the annotation of a GenBank genome assembly. NCBI's taxonomy places the organism in Eukaryota, Fungi, Ascomycota, Leotiomycetes, Helotiales, Sclerotiniaceae.
GAAGUCUGGUCUCUCUUCAUAUUCAAAAACUUCCUCGCUAUUUCUGGAAUCCUUGACUUUCAUUGUUCAUAUUUCAAGAGAAAAGAGAACUGUGACUCUAAAUUUAUCUUUCUUUGUUUCCUUCUCCAUUUAACAAAUCAUCCUCGUGGUGAUUCCCCUUUUUAUGCUUUUAUGAUCAUCAACAUUCUACAUUGAUUCUUGUACCUUCUACUCUUAUUUCUAAUCAGUCCUUCAUACCAUUGAAGCUUUUGAAUUUGCUGUUCAAGCACAGCACUCGUUACUUCAAGCAUAUAAAUCAGGAUUGGAUACAUUUUCAACGGGAGAAGUAGCAUUACACAUCAUUGGAAAUAUGAAGGGAAUUCGAGUCAACAAAUAUUCCUUAUGGACGGUUGUUUAUCUUUUCAGCACAACCUUUGCACAAGCAAAUACCAUCUUUGAGCGGGCAACAUGUCCACAAUCGAGUUACACACAAUGUACAAACGUGGGGCUACCUUCAGACUUUUGCUGCCCUUCUACUUCGACUUGUAUAGCUUUAGCACAGAACACCACCUUAUUAUGCUGUCCUAGUGGGAGUGAUUGUUCCACUAUCCAACCCAUUACUUGCGACAUAACUCAGCAAAAUAUCACUGCACAUCCUGAUAAUACACUCAAAACUACAGCUUUGACAGCGAGUUUAGAAAAGUGUGGUAGCAAUUGCUGUCCAUUUGGAUAUACUUGCGUGAAUGGUAACUGCCAUAUGAACGCCGAUCAAGCAGAUUCCGUUCCAGGUCAACAACAGAGUUCUGCAGUAGCCAGCGCAACAUCAUCCGUAGCGACGAGCUCAGGUACAAAAGCAACCGCUACCUCAACCAAUCCCUCACUAUCCAUUAUCCCAUCCUCUACCUCGGUUGCGUCUUCAACCGAUACACCUAUCGCUAUCAUCCCAAAGACAUGCAACAAAUUUCCCCUUGAUGCAAUCCUCGUAGGUUUUUUCCCUGGCAUCGCUCUAGGAGUCAUUCUCGCCCUUCUCAGCGUGUGCUUUCUCGGUCGACGCAAAGAAAACAACCGCACAAGUGGCUCCUCUUUCGGAAAUAUAUCCGAUCCCGUCCCCACCAGCGACAUACGUACCGAUUUCCUUCGCAAAAUGCCUCAAACCCCCUCCACAUCCGCUGGCGGUACCCCUCGAAGACAAAACACCGUCAACCGUGUUCGAUCACUAUUCCGAAAAUCCACCGCCACAGGAAUGACCAACAGCCCACGUAUGGCAUUUCAAAACAGUCCACCUCCCGCACCACCCAUCCCUCUAAAUAUACAAAGACAGAAACAAACACAUGUACCCGAUGGCCGACCCGUCACCCCGCCUUCACAACGCGAACCUAGUUUUGAAGAUAUAAACAUUUUUACCGAUGCCGAUACCGCGAGUUCCUUUCGUGAAGCGAGGAAUCAACAAAAUCAACAGAAUGUAAAUUAUCUUGGUGUCCCACCGGCAUUUGGUAUACAGGGGAGAGGAAGUCAUCAAACUACAUUUACGGAUAUGAUGGAGAGGAGUGGAUUGGCGGGAUUGCAAAAGGGUCAACGUAAGUAUCAGCUUCUUGAAGAUAAUUUGUCUAGACGGGAGGGAUGGAAAGAUAGGGAGGGAUAGAUUGUGGUGUUUUUGUUUUUCGUUUUGAUUCUUUUUACCUUUUUUGAUUUUUGUGGUGUGGUUGCUAAUUGUUUUUUUCUUCUUUCCGGCGAAAAGCGUAUGUUUAUCGAGGGAAUGAAACAGCCUACACACCUAGUCCACCGCAAAGAGAGAGAAUGGGGAAGGUAUGAUAUGAUAUGAUUUGGAUGUAUAGAUGAUGAUGGAGUGGGCAUUUUAUCCUAUUACGAUUUCAUGGGCUUAUGGUGUUAUAAACGGGAAGAAAGAACAAUGUUACAUAUUAUCCGCAAGCCGGAUUGGAGUAUAGGUGGGAUUGGUUUGGUUUGGUUAAUUUGGUGGGAUGGGCAUAUAUUAUAUGUAUUAUAGUACGGUAGUAUGGUACUUUAAUAUUCAUUUUUUGGGAGGGGGGAGUUGUUUUGUAGAUACUUAUUAGGUUGGUAGGUUGGUAGGUAGGUAGAUUGCAUACCCUCUGGGAUUUUUUAUAGGAUAGGAUAUUAGGAUAGGAUAGGAUAUUAGGAUAGGAUAG